GAGCAGGUUGCCACCCUGGCCAGGAGGCACUAAGGCAUAAAGGCGUGCCAAAACACAGACAGCACGAGCCAAGCCUGAUUCAAGAUGCAGACAGCUGAACAGCCACCUCAGAUCCUUGCCCAGCUUUGCGCAUCUCGUGCCACAUGCGCGCUCGAUGUUUAGUUUCAUUUUCGGGUCGUCAGUGGAUGGGCCGGGGCCCCCCACGAUCCAAGAAGGCCACCAGACGGUGGAUGUGAUCAUCGAUGGGGAGCGCCUGCAAGUGGACGUGGAUGUCUUGGCGGAAGUUUCUGGCCUCUUCCUGCAGAUCCAGAGCACCAAUGCCAAGGAGUGCCCGUUGCUGGACUUCCCGGGUGGUUUGGAGCGGUUCACAGGGAUCGUGCGGUUCUUGGUGGAUGGGACGGCUUUGGUGGUGAGCGAGGACACGGUCCUGGACCUGCUGGAGUCCACUUGGUUGUUGGAGUGUCCGCGGGUGCUGGACGAGGUUCAGAGCUUCGCCGUGUCCACGUCCUCCCGGCGCCGGGCCGAGAUCUUGGAGCACGUGCUGCCCUACACGGCCGCCAGCAGCCCGGACUCCGAGCACGAGGCCAAAGAGAAGUCCAAGUCCGACUCUCUGGGCAGCUGGAGCGAGCACGGCGUCAGCUCCAGCGAGAUGGCGUCCUCCGCAUGCAAGCAGUUCUUGAGGCUGUUCCACUUUGAGACGCUGAUGUGGCAAACCAUGGAGCGGGUGGCUCUGACUUUGGCGCAGUCCCUGGACAGCAACGACUUCGUGUUGGGCCCGCGCCUCGCCACCGGCAGCCUCCGGGUUUGUUCAGAGCUGCUGCGGGUCCAGCGCCAGCGCGAGGCCGAGGCCGGCUUCGUCACCAGCGCCAUGCAGCCCGUCAGCGCCCUUUGGAAGAAUCUCAUGGACAAGCCGCUGCGCGCGCGAGUCUCCUGGGACUCUCACUUCUUCGCGCUGCGGUGCAUGCGGCGCCGACUGGCAGCCGCCGCACCAUCGCACGUCCUCCAAACGCAAGCGGAGAUGGCUGGGGAGUUGAAAGAGGAUGAAGAGGCGCAUGCGGAUUUGCCGGCAGAGUUGUGCGAGACUGCACAGGACUCAACCCUGAUUGUGUUCGGGGAGUUGGUGAUGUAUGUGGACGAAGAUCGGCUUUUCCCGAAUUGGUCCGCUCUGCUGAUCCGAACGCUUCUAUUGUUGGACCCCAGUGAUGAGCGUGCCCGCAAGACCUUCAAGUCCAUGUUUUCCAAGAGCGAGCUUGUGCAGAAGCUGGCAUGGAGCCAUCCAGCGCCCGUAUCACCAACUUGGCUGGCAGACGUGGUUUCUCAUGCAGAUGCCUCGAAGGCACUGUUGAAAGUUCUGGGCAGAUUUCGGGAGAUGGCAGCGGCAGAGCUGGCAGACAUCAUCGAGCACGUGCUGCUGUCGAAGUUCCUUGGCUGGGAGCACUGCCAGCAAACCAUCCUCGCCAGCGAGCUGGUGGACGACCUCGUGGGCGCGUGCUUGGAUGCAGGCCGCAAGGCCAACGAGGCCGAUGCCAAGGGCCGGUGCCCUGCGCAUUGGGCAGGGCCGGUGCUGUGGCGCUUGGAGUUCCUUGGCCGGCGGUUGUUUGAGGUGUCCUUCGUGUUCCAGGAAGGCUUCCUGCCUGCUGGCGCGGCCGAGGCUGACAAGCUCCUGGUGCGGCGCAUGGCCAUGGAGGACGACCUUUGCAUGCCGCAGCCGCAGGUGGUGGAGCUGCACGGCUCCUGCCUCUGGGACGAGGGUUUGCUCACCAUCCCGCUGCUGCGGCCUACCAUGAUGGAGGGCCGGGCCGCGCUGGACAAGCCAAUUCUGCACUUUGGGCGCCAUGUGAUCAUGAGGCACUUGUGGCACAAACACGCGGAGUACUGCGACGUGCCUAGGCUUAAGGGCCUGUGGGACCUCGCUGCCUGGUCCCUGUGCGAGGACGCAGCGCUCAUUCGCCAGGCGUUGGAGUACCUGAAGGGCACCUACCGAGACUUGUGCCGGCCCGGGCCUUGGACGCCCGAGCACGAAGAGGAUGUCUUCCAGAUGUUCCUUGCCUUGGACAUGUCCCUGCUGCCCAUCCAGGCACUGCAGUCACCCUGGGUGCCUGCGCAGGUGCAGUGCGUGCGCUUGCUGGUGCAGCAGCAGCCAGCGGACCAGUUUCAUGAAGAGCUGCAGCAGGAGGUGAGUCGAGCGAUGGAGCAUCUCCAGACCAUCCACUACCAAUGCUCCAAGCUCACUGACAAGCUGAAUGUGGUGGAGCAGCGAACGGUCAUGAACAAGAGCCAGAUCAGCGAUGCAAGCACCGCCCUUGAGGAGCACCAGCGCCGCAAGCGUGCCAAAGACCCCAAGCCAUGAGCACCGAUCAGAGCGCUAGGGAUCACCUUGGCCGCUUUGAACUCCUUGGACUUUCUGGCCUUGCGCCGCGGAAUGCCGCGCGCUGCGCGCUUG
Molecule: messenger RNA, 2443 nt
Organism: Effrenium voratum
Lineage: Eukaryota; Dinophyceae; Suessiales; Symbiodiniaceae
Source: the annotation of a GenBank genome assembly